This is a messenger RNA of Rotaria sp. Silwood1, 1434 nucleotides long. The record is from the annotation of a GenBank genome assembly. Lineage: Eukaryota; Metazoa; Rotifera; Eurotatoria; Philodinida; Philodinidae.
AUGCUUUCACAACAAGAAUAUGUCGACACAAAAUGGAAACUCAAGAAUGUUCCAUCAUCUAUUACUGGUCAAACACGACAAAAUUAUCGUCAAAUGCUCAAGAAGAAACUCAAGGAACACAAGUAUGCAUCUAUGUAUCCACCAUUUGAACCACUUCCUCAUUUUAUUUAUCAUAUUAAUCAUAUUACACCUGAUGUUAUAUUAAAUCAAAUCAUACAAAUGGCAACAACAUCAAAUCUUUUUACAUUAGACACCGAAUCAAUCAAUAUUUACAAAAGUAAAAAUAAACCCGUCUUGAUUCAAAUUCAAGUUCUUUUACCACAUAAUUCAUCGGUCGUCUUAAUUUUAUAUAUCUGGGGAAAAAUUCAAGAAUUAAUUUCAUUUACAAUUUAUACAUUAUUUUCUGAAACACAAUGUUAUCUUCCAAAUGUAAAAAAUUUACAAGAUAUAUUUAAACAAGAAUGGCAACAAACACAUCCACAUGUACUAUCAAAUGAAUUAGUAAAUAAAUGUUUAUGUGAAGAAUGUAUUAAUAUAUCACCAUCAAAUCCUUGGGGCCUUCAAGAUGCUAUUGCAUUUCAACUACAUGAAUGGUUAGAUAAAAGACAUUCAACAUCAUCAUUUCAUAUUGGAUUAGAUACAAAUCUUUUUCCUAUGAAUGAACGUGAACAACAACAUCGUCAUCAAUUAACAAGGUAUGCUGCUGAUGAUUGUCUUUCGAUGCAACGAAUAUUAAUUAGUUUAAAUUUGAUUCAAUUAAAUUAUUAUAAUUCAUCAACACGAACUGUUACAACUUCUAUAUCAUCAACAAUAUCAAACAACCAUCAUAUAAAUAUUGAAGUUCGAUGUAUGUCCGAUGAAGAUGAUUUACCUAUAAUACAACAAUCUAUACAUGAAACGAAUACAUUUAUUUCUAAUGAUAAAUCAUCACCGACAAAUAAUGAAACAGGUAUACAACAAUCAACUAAAGUAACAUCAACUACAUCAACAUCCAACAAAGAAACAAAUAAUGAUCAAACAAAUAAAUUAGAAUUAAAUUCAAAUCAUUUUUCAAAUAAUCAUCAUCAACAAAUUAAUGUAUUAAGUAAAGAAGAACGUAAAAGAAUCCACAACCGUACUUGCACAAAGAAACAACGAAAAAAAAAUUUUCAACAUGAAAUUAUUAUACGUAAUAUCGAUCGUCGUUUUCCAAUAAAAAAAAUAAAAAAAAUUCUUCGACAACGUUCAAUUGAAUUUAGUGGUGUUAAUACAUCUAAAUCAUCACGACCAGAUCGAAAACACCUAUAUAUUGGUAUAAAAAAUAAACAUUUAUUAUCAGAAUAUGAACAACAAAUCAAAUACUUAUUUACAACUGCACAUUAUAACCAAUUAAAUAGAUCAUCUUAUACAGAUGAUCGAUAUAUACACCGUCGUCAUCAACAUCGAACCAAAUGA